CAAUGCUGAGUGACAAUAACUCUGUGAAGCCGAGAAGUGAUUGUUCACCUCCUGUGCAGUGGUGUAAGGUGGAUGCACAUGAAGAUGAGAAGACCAAGUCGGUUUUUAAAAGGUACUUGCAAACUUCUUGCACUGUUUGUGGUUGGAGGGUGCUUCCUUUAUAUCCUCAAAUUACAUUUUGGCCCUGGAGAAUGUGACAGAACAAAAGUGGACCCCGAUCGUGUAAGGAGAGCACAACAGUAUGCCGAUGCUGUGUUGCAGGAACAGUGCCGACCUUCUUAUGUGAAGGAAGAAAUGCGGAGGUUAUUUGCAGAUAAAUACAGCAAGGACUUAUCUCCCUUUGUAAGAAAAAAUAUAAAUGAAGAUGAGGCUUUGUUUAAAUACGAACCUCCUUUUGGAUUUCACAAAUUCUUUGAUAAGCUUAAAAAUCUUCUUGAACUCUUACCUGAGCAUGAUUUACCAGAAGAUUUGAAGUCGAAACACUGUAAGCGCUGUGUUGUUGUUGGCAGCGGUGGAAUUCUUCGUGGAUCAGAACUGGGUCGCUUACUGAAUCAAUUUGAUAUUGUUAUAAGGUUAAAUGAUGCACCGGUUCAAGGAUACACAGAUCAUGUUGGUAACAAAACAACUAUACGGAUGACUUACCCAGAAGGAGCUCCCCUUUCUGAACACGAGUAUCCUCCUGCUAGCCUGUUUGUGGCUGUUUUGUUUAAAAGUGUUGAUUUCAAUUGGCUGCAAGCAAUGGUGAAAAACGAAACCUUGCCUCUGUGGGUGCGGCUCUUCUUUUGGAAGGAGGUUGCAGAGAAAAUUCCAUUUACGUCAAAGCAGUUUCGGAUUCUGAAUCCAGUCAUCAUCAAAGAGAUAGCUUUGGACAUUUUACAAUUUCCUGAACCUCGAUCAAAAUUCUGGGGUUGGGAUAAGAAUGUACCUACAAUUGGGGUCACAGCGGUUGUUCUGGCCACACAUUUAUGUGACGAAGUGAGCUUGGCAGGAUUUGGCUAUGACCUCGAUCAGCCCAGCACACCUUUGCACUAUUACAACAACCUCUGCAUGGCUGCCAUGAAUGGACAAACGAUGCACAAUGUGACGAGUGAAACAAAAUUCCUGCAAAAACUGGUCAAACAAAAAGUUGUCAAAGACCUCACUGGUGGGAUAUAUUGUGAAUUCUGCAGCAAAGACAGCUAGUGAUUCAAGCGCAGCGUGGUUUGGAUUUGUUAAAUUUCCAGAGGUUCACUGGAACAACCUU
Messenger RNA from Apaloderma vittatum (bar-tailed trogon), 1243 nucleotides. RefSeq names its product ST3 beta-galactoside alpha-2,3-sialyltransferase 5 (gene ST3GAL5). Gene Ontology annotation, molecular function: lactosylceramide alpha-2,3-sialyltransferase activity. The transcript is spliced from 6 exons. Bases 73 to 1182 code for a protein of 369 amino acids. NCBI's taxonomy places the organism in Eukaryota, Metazoa, Chordata, Aves, Trogoniformes, Trogonidae. The record is from RefSeq and is a predicted model, not a curated record.